AAGUGUAUUUGGUGAAAACACUCAACCAAGUCGUGCUGAGAUGUCAGAUUUCUGGGCUGCUAUAAGAUGGAACAACGGUCAUCAAAUUGCAUCCAGACUUCUGCAGUACAUACCAGAAAGACAUGCUAACAGAGAUCGAUGGGUUGGUGUCUUGCAAACCACCAAGGUUCCUGUACAUGUUAUCUAUGGUCCUGCUGAUCCAGUCAAUCCACCAGUCUUCCUAGAUAGAUAUCGGGAAUUGGUGCCACAUGCUGUGAUCACUGUCUUGAAUUCUCAUAUCAGUCACUAUCCACAGUUAGAAGAUCCUACAUCAGUGAUGACGGCAUAUUUAGGAUUCUUAGAGUCAAACAAACUUAUUUAGUUUGUCCACACAAAGUAGUUACUGAUUGAUCAAAACACAAAUGAUAUUACUUGCAUUUAUUGCAGCUUAUGUAGAUUCUUUAUAAGAUAGUUAUGACAACCAUUUUAUCCUGCCCAGAGCCUAGAUAUUAACAUUGAAAAGACCCGGGGAAUUUGGAUACUUCAACUAAUGUUGGCAUUCAGUAUGACAACACUGACUCUGUUCAGUCUAGGAAACUUGUGUAAU
Messenger RNA from Saccoglossus kowalevskii, 586 nucleotides. Its product is annotated as mesoderm-specific transcript homolog protein-like. Lineage: Eukaryota; Metazoa; Hemichordata; Enteropneusta; Harrimaniidae. Gene Ontology annotation, biological process: acylglycerol catabolic process. Gene Ontology annotation, molecular function: monoacylglycerol lipase activity. Gene Ontology annotation, cellular component: membrane. The record is from RefSeq and is a predicted model, not a curated record.